Messenger RNA from Dipodomys spectabilis (banner-tailed kangaroo rat), 3082 nucleotides. Its product is annotated as ral guanine nucleotide dissociation stimulator-like. Gene Ontology annotation, biological process: Ras protein signal transduction; positive regulation of GTPase activity. Gene Ontology annotation, molecular function: guanyl-nucleotide exchange factor activity. Gene Ontology annotation, cellular component: plasma membrane. The transcript has 14 exons. The coding region runs from base 1 to 2940 and encodes 979 amino acids. NCBI's taxonomy places the organism in Eukaryota, Metazoa, Chordata, Mammalia, Rodentia, Heteromyidae. The record is from RefSeq and is a predicted model, not a curated record.
AUGUACCAAGUGGAGGUGUCAGCAAGAACAGGUUCCAGAAAGAGUCAAAUCUGUUUGUGCAGAAGCUCUAGGGCCAGGUCUUUAGAAGGAACUGGCUGCAGAAAGGAAGCUCAUCCUGCACUGCCGGGUGCUGGCAGAGGUGGUGCAGAGGUGCUGCUGCUUGGAGCAGUAGGAGAAGAAGCAGUGGGUACCACCAGCACCACAUCACAGUUGGAUCAGUUAGAGUGGGUGUUAGCCCCCACCCUUCCUGAUCCCUGCAAAGCAGGAUACCUGCAGGGAGGCAAAGUGGAGAAGCUAGUAGACCACUUAGUGCCUGCCCUGCUCUUCGGAGAUGCUGUGUUUGUCCCAGUGUUUCUGGGGACAUACCGCACUUUCACGACUGCCCAUCACGUGUUGAACCUGCUGUUCAACAGAUACAGUCAUUUCCUUGAAUAUGAGGAGGAGAAGGCAGGCGCGCAGGAGCACCUGCAGCGAGCCUUCUCCUUCAUACUGGGCUCCUGGAUGAGGGAGUACCCAGAAGACUUCACUGGAGCACCGGACACGUCCUGCCUGCAACACCUGGUAACAUAUCUACACCUCAAUAUGCCUGGCUCUGUUGAGGAACAGCAGGCCCGCCUUCUGCUCAGCCAGCUGGAGCACAUGCUUCUCAAGAAGCCAGAGCUGGAGGCUGUUCCACCAACUGCCAGGCUUUAUGAGAAAACCACUGUACACCCACUGGAUCCAACACCCUGCGUAGAAGCAGUACUACCAUGUCAGUCAGAGCUGGAACUAGCUGUAGCCUCAGAGGCCCCCUCAGCUCCAGGAGCUGCAGUGGAGCUCCAACAAGAACCCCAUGCAGACGGAUGUUCUGACUCACCUCCGUCAACUGUGACCGAAGAGAUCAAUCCACCUGCAGGUCAGCCAAUGGCCCACAGCCUUGCACCAUCUCCAGCACCAAGUCUGGAUCUUGACCUGCAAUACUCAAAUGAAGAAAGAGUGGCUGAUCCCUCAGUGCCAGGGGCACUUAGCCCAGUGGUAGCAAUGGCUCUAGAGCCAGCCAUUGAUGCACCAAAACAUGCCAGUGAUGAGGGUAUGCCAGUGCCCACUCCAGAAGCCCAGCUGCCUGAAGGCCAGUGUGACCCAAUUCUGCAACCCGCCCAAGAAGGAGACGCAUCUGCAGUUCAACCAGAGCCCUCCAAACCUAUUGUAGUGAGCAGCUCAGGGCCAGAGCUAGAGGCUCCAGGAGAUGAAAGCCUGGAGUCUGUUCUCGGUCCAUCUGGGGAGCAAGGGGAGUCUCUCGGUCCAUCUGGGGAACAAGUGGAGUCUCUGGGUCCAUCUGGGGAGCAAGUGGAGUCUCUCGGUCCAUCUGGGGAGCAAGGGGAGUCUCUGGGUCCAUCUGGGGAGCAAGUGGAGUCUCUCGGUCCAUCUGGGGAGCAAGGGGAGUCUCUCGGUCCAUCUGGGAAGCAAGUGCAGUGUUGCCCGCUUGCUGGAGAGGCUGACUGCCUUGAGUCUGUUGCUGAGCAGCCAGAGCCACCCGUACAGGAGCCUCUGCCGCCCAGCCGGGAUGUAGCACCCGUCCCAUCUGUGCAGCUGGAAGCUGACACAGGCUUAGGAGAGGACAUUCAUCCAGUUACUUAUUUUGACAAAUACUAUGAGCCGCCAGUGGCUGAAGACGCCGAUGGUGCUCUGACCUGUGCUGCCGAGCAAGAGCCUGCUCGCCCACCAGCUAGCGAGGCAGACAGGCCUGCGGAAAUAGACCCGGCUCCCUGGGAGUGCGUGGAGAUGGAGGAUGUGCAGAUUUCCUCCAGGGGGCCAGCCCGGAUGUCCAUGCUAGAGUUAGACAGUGAUGAGGAGACAGCUCGAGUGCUAGAUUGGCUGCCCGAAGAGAAGGCAGAUCAGUUCUCCAUCAUGGCCGUCAAACUGUUCAAAAGACUCAUCCCUUACCACCUUUUGAGUUACGUGUAUGUACAAGCUGACCAGGAGGAGUGUCUGGAGCGCCUGGCACCCACUCUGCUUCCCAUACUGGAGCACUGUGAGCAGGUCUCCAGUUGUGUGAUCACCACGUGCCUUGGGGACCACAGCAUGGAGGCAGCAGAGAGAGCCCAAGUGGUGCAGCACUGGAUAGAGGUGGCUCUGGAGUGCCACCUACGAAAAAAUAUCUCCACCUUAUUUGCAAUCGUGUGUGCUCUGCAGAGCAGCCAGCUCCAAGGCCUGAAGAAGACGUGGAGAUUGGUUUGCAGGGAGAGAGUAGCUGUCUAUCAGGAGCUGAGGAGGAUACACUGCCAGGAGCAAGUGUACAAGGGGCGAGAGUCCAGAUACAAGAGCUUCUGGAAGAAACUCAAGAGAGGCUGCAAGAAGCCUCAACAAUUGGACUAUCCCGAGGGCACAGUCCCUUACCUGGGCACCGUCCUCACACACCUGGCCUCACUGCACAAAGACCAAGAUUCCAAGGAUGGCUCUUGGCUGAAUGUAAAAAGAAGACGAGAGGAAUUCAAGGUGAUGGCACUAAUGAAGGAACUAAAGGGCUCAUGUCAGGAGCUCCAGGUGGUUCCUGACAUGAACUUCGUAUCUUGGUUUAACAACAUGAACCGCCUAAAUGAGUUGGAAAGCUCCAAGCUAUCCAGGGAGCUGGAGCCUCCCCGCCGGGUACUUGUCCUGAGCAGGAACAACAAGAGGAGCCCUCCCCUGAGGAAGCGCUCAGGAAAUUGCCAGGCUUUGACAAGAGAGCUCAGCAACAAUGGCAGUUCCCAGUUGGAGACAAAUGAGCAGCUCAGCGGUGGGAAUGGCAGCCAUGCACCCAGCAUGCACUUGGGCUGCUCACCCAAGCCUUCUUCACACUGCAACCGAUUAUUUCAGUCGGCCCCAAACAUCUGCAUGGCAAAGAUGACAGAAUAUGAGGGAAUCUUGCCGUUCCUGAGCCCCCAGCCCUCCCGGAGAGCUGGGCAUGGGGCUGUAUCCUAGGCUGUCCUUUCUUCAGCCAAGAUGCGUGCACUCCAACCAGAGAAAAUCAUAUUCUCCAAUGAGUUAUGGGAAAUGCGUUGCACAAUGCACAAAGACUCAAAUGUCAGGUCAUUUAGAUUAAAAACCUAUGUGGAAACACUAA